AUGGAUUCCCAACAGCCCUAUGGGUCAUCUCAUCCUACCGAUCAUCCUGCUCGCACCAUAUUCCCCAAAGGCCCAGUUUUCAGCCUGGACGACUUUUCCAGUCGCGACUUUAUAGCCAAAGACUUUAUUGAGACACUGACAGAUUCGGCCCAAUCCUCCAAUCGCCGGUCGCAUGGAUCUACCGCAACUUUCGACCCCAAACCUUUGAUUCGAACGUUCGAGCAGGCCUCACGGCGUCUGGACGAACUCUCUGGAGAACUUGAACACCGAGAAAAUGAAUUAUCGGCUGCAGUGAGAAGAGCUGAAGCACAACAUGCUAAUAACACGGAGAUACUGGGCCGAAAACUGAACCAAACAAUCGACAGUUUCAAAAAGCUAGACACUUCCCUCAAAUCGGAACGUGGUGAGAAGUGGGGCGGGAAUGUUGCCGUGGAGACUGGUCGUCGGUUAGAAGAAUUGGACCGACAAAGAAGGAAAGCCUUGGAUGCUCAUUUUUUGAUUGAAUGCUGGGACGAAGUCAGCAAUCGAGGAGAAGUUACCCUGCUAGAGAAUUUAAGGAGAUCUGGGACAGGCGAAGGUAAAAUCAGAUCAGCAAAUAUCGCUCGCCAGCUCUUGCGAAUCAGCCAAAGACUGGACCCGAAAAGUCACGGGCAAGCCAACGGCAUUUCAAAACAGCAAGCUGGCAUCACCAACGGUGUCACAGGUGCCAGGAAUUUCAACACGAGAGAAGUCAUUGAGAAGUUUAUUGAGACACUAGAAAAUGAUAUGCUGAAACUGUUCGACGACUUCUACAGACGACAGAAUUUCGAGGAGAUGAAGAAUUGUGCUAUUGUCCUGCAGGAUUUCAACGGAGGCGCUUCAGUCCAAGCCGCCUUUGUCAACCAGCAUCAAUUUUUCAUCGACAGGAGCAACCUCAUGACAGACGAGAUUGGUGGUGAUCAAGAAACGUGGAUCCGUUUAUCAGAUCCUGAUGCUGAACUUCCGGGUGUCGAACCUGGUCUACAAUCACUGAUCGAUGAAGUGAAAGUGGUGGUCCAGGAGGAGUCGGCAAUUAUCAAGCGAGCUUUCCCUUACCCUGAACAAGUCUUGGGGAAAUUUGUACAGCGAGUCUUUCAACAAUCCAUCCAACAAAGGCUGGAACUUGUUCUCGAGAAGGCCGAGUCAGAAUCCACUCUCGCAUAUCUACGAUCCUUACAAGCCGCAAGGGGUUAUAUCGGCGUUCUUGUUGAGGACCUGAAAGCACAUGGUCUCACCGAACAUCCGGAAUCGGUGACUUCUCAAACAAGUCAACUACUGGAUCAACAACUUGACGAGCUGUUCACUCCAUAUUUUGGAGGCUCGGCUUACAUCGACAAGGAGAAGCACAAUUUACAAGAGCUAUACAAAUCGCUUUUGUUCAAGUUCGAGCUUUUCCACUCUCGAAGACAAAAAGAACCAAAAACUUACCUCGCAUCACUCCGCAAUCGUGGUCAGGAACUUCUAGCUUCGGCGAGAGAAGCAACAGACGCCUAUGUCAAGAGCUUGGAUCUGGGGAAGAUGUCGCCUACGCAGAAGCGAAUCCUCCUGUCUGUUGCCGGCCUCAAGAAUACCGACAAAGCACAACCGGAUGUGGAACUAGCCGAAGAAGAUGGAAGACUCAACGUGGUUUUUGCAAAGCGAAUGCUCAAAUGGCUAGCCGAGGGAGUCAGACGAGGACUCGAAUUAGGCGGAGGCGCCGAGACUCCCAAGGACGUCGCCGCAUUGUUGAACCUGAUCCUGAAGAACCUCCUCGAGCUGUAUGUUGAAGUCUCUCUCGAAGCGGCAGCCGAUACGGCCUCGUCUGCGGAAAAUGCUAGAAGAGAACCCGACCUCUCGUACCUGGGCAACCUCCGAACAGCCGUGCAUGUCACACACUUAGUUCAAAGCUGUAUCAAUACACUCCUCAUCCCCCUCGCAGGCUCGAGUUUGACUACGCGACGGGAAAUGGAGAAAAGCACACGCACAGCCGUGGUGCGGAUCGAAGACCAAAUCAACACCAUUGAACAACAGACGAUCGACGCAGUCCUGAACUGGACAUCUCGUCUGCUCUCGAACCAGAACAGAGCUGACUUCCGUCCUCGUGCGGAGACGGAAGUCACAUCGCUUGAACAGGCCCAAACGCCCACGUGUGACAGUGUAUGCCGCUUCCUGAGCAUCUUCCACGAUACGUCCGCACAAGCCCUCGACGGUGCCAACCUGACUCUUUUCCUGUCAGAAGUCGCCGUCGGCUUCCGCGCCCAACUCCUCCAGCACUUUUCCAAGUACCAAGUCAAUCGGAUUGGCGGCGUCAUGCUCGCGCGUGACAUGAGCCGGUAUGUCCAAUUACUUCGUUCGUGGGGUCUGGAUGACUCAUUCAAAGCGAGCCUCGAGGUCCUCUCGGAGCUGGCGAGUGUGUUUGUUCUGCAUCCCGACGCGCUCAAGGAGAGAUUGCGCGGACCGGUGCUGGGGAAUCUCGGCAAGGAGAACCUUCGCCCCUACCUGCUCAAGCGGGAUGAUUAUAUGGAAGUGGGCAUGCAGAGUUUGCUUCAUUCGUUGUAA
Rhinocladiella mackenziei CBS 650.93 is the source of this 2556-nucleotide messenger RNA. RefSeq lists its product as uncharacterized. Gene Ontology annotation, cellular component: cytoplasm; exocyst. Lineage: Eukaryota; Fungi; Ascomycota; Eurotiomycetes; Chaetothyriales; Herpotrichiellaceae. The transcript has a single exon. Gene Ontology annotation, biological process: Golgi to plasma membrane transport; exocytosis. The record is from RefSeq and is a predicted model, not a curated record. The coding region runs from base 1 to 2556 and encodes 851 amino acids.